This is a messenger RNA of Nicotiana tabacum (common tobacco), 2910 nucleotides long. RefSeq names its product mitochondrial intermediate peptidase, mitochondrial. The record is from RefSeq and is a predicted model, not a curated record. Gene Ontology annotation, biological process: peptide metabolic process; proteolysis. Gene Ontology annotation, molecular function: metalloendopeptidase activity. NCBI's taxonomy places the organism in Eukaryota, Viridiplantae, Streptophyta, Magnoliopsida, Solanales, Solanaceae.
AUUUCAUAUGAAAGUUUGAAACUGCACUUACCCCUAAACAUUAGAAACUAUUUUUGUGUAAUUGUUCCUCCAACGAGAACGAUUUUCAAGUCGAAAAGCGCCAUUUCUCACCGGAGUUCUUUUUCUGGUUUCUCAGUUUCUUCCUCCAACUGAAAGAACAAGAGGAGCAGGACCUCGUUGCAAGAUUUGAUUUCAGCAGCUCAGUCCACGGCGAACGCCAUGCACGCUCUGAUUCGCCAAUCCGCCGCUCAUGUACGAGCCAAUUCCCACUUCAUUCACAUUUCAACAUCUAAAGCUCCGUCAAUCAAAGAAACGGGCCUCUACGGCUACCAUCAUUUGAAAACUCCUAAAGGCUUUCAACGAUUCGUCGACGAUGCUAUUGAGAGGUCAGAAGAACUUGUGAACUAUAUAGCUGGCAUGCCUUCAUCUCCUGAAAUUAUCCGAGCAAUGGAUGAGAUUUCUGAUACUGUGUGCUCAGUAAUUGAUUCAGCUGAAUUGUGCAGACAUACUCAUCCAGACAGGGAGUUUGUUGACGAGGCAAGCAAGGCAGGCUUACGGAUAAAUGAGUUUUUACAUUACCUUAAUACAAACCAUAGUAUAUACAAGGCGGUGAUAAAAGCAGAAAAAGACAGCUCACUCACUCAUGAAGCUCAGAGGGCAGCCCGCUUUCUACGAAUGGACUUGGAAAAGGGGGGAAUCCAUCUUUGCCCUGAAAAACUUGAUCGAGCUAAUGAGCUAUCCAUUGACAUUAUUCAGUUGUGUAGAGAGUAUAAUACAAAUAUUAUUACUGACCCUGGCCAUGUGGAUAUAUUUCCAGCCUCUAAGAUCCCUAAAAAAAUGCACCAUUUUGUCAGCCCUAUCUAUCGUAACAUACCAGGUGCAUCUAAGGAAUCUCUGGGGUCAAGAGAUAGCAUAAAAGAAAAAGGAUUCCGCAUAGCAACUGAGCCAAGUACUCUGCAAGGCUUUCUUCAAUGUUUACCUGAUGCUGGGGUCAGGAAGAUGGCAUAUGUCCAAGGAAAUUCUGUUCCACAUGCAAACCUUGAGGUUCUUGAUAAGCUUAUCGCAACAAGACAUGAGUUUGCUCAGCUUAUGGGUUAUAAAUCUUAUGCUGAAUUUUCUCUACAUUCGACUAUGGCUGCAUCUCCUGAAGUGGUCUUAUCCUUUUUGCUUGAGAUGAGCAAAGUGGUCAGACCAAAGGCUGAUCAGGAGUUUGAGGCAAUUCGGGAUUUCAAGAGAGAGAAAAGUGGUGAGCCUAAUGGAGAGUUGGAGCCAUGGGAUGAGGCAUACUUCACAUGGUUGAUGAAGUCUGCAACAUACAAGUUGGACUCCUCGAUUAUAGCAUCAUAUUUUCCCUUACCACAGUGUAUUGAGGGUUUGAAAAUUUUGGUUGAGUCACUCUUUGGUGUGACUUUUCACAGAGUACCCCUUGCACCUGGUGAAUCAUGGCAUCCUGAUGUGUUAAAGAUAGUGCUACAUCAUCCGACUGAGGGAGACCUGGGUUACUUAUACCUUGAUUUAAAGUCAAGAAAAGGUAAACAUCCCAUUUGUGCUCAUUUCGCUAUCCGAGGAGGGCGUCGUGUUUCCGAGACAAAAUACCAACUUCCUGUUGUAGCACUGGUUUGCAAUUUCUCUGGGUCGAGUUUGGCUCCUGUGAGGCUUAACCACUUUGAAGUAGAAACACUUUUCCAUGAGUUUGGGCAUGCUCUCCAUUCAUUGCUCUCAAGAACAGAAUAUCAACACUUUUCGGGUACGAGAGUGGUUCUUGAUUUUGCUGAAACACCGUCAAACCUAUUUGAGUCCUAUGCAUGGGAUUAUCGGGUGUUAGAGACAUUUGCUAAGCACUACUCAACUGGUGAUGUCAUUCCCAAAAAACUCGUGGAAUCAAUGGUGGGAGCUAAGAAGAUGUUUGCUGCAACUGAAUUGCAACGCCAGAUCUUCUACGCAUUAGUUGACCAAACACUUUUCGGAGAGCAGACGUCCACAGGGAGAGAUACAAUGGCGAUUGUUGCAGAUUUGAAAAGACAACAUACAAGUUGGACACAUGUGGAAGGAACACAUUGGCAUACCCGAUUCAGUCACCUUACAAACUAUGGUGCAGGUUACUAUAGCUACUUGUAUGCAAAAUGCUUUGCCACAACUAUCUGGCAAAGGAUAUGCCAAGAGGAUCCUUUAUCAUUGGACACGGGUUUGGCUUUAAGAACGAAAUUCUUGCAGCAUGGAGGAGCCAAAGAUCCAGCUGAUAUACUGAAUGAUCUUGUGGGGAGUGGCAUCAUAAGGAAUUGCAGCGGUGGAAUAAUACCGGACAUUACAAGCCUUUGUGAGGAAAUGGAGCUCAUGAAACACUAGCAAAGGGAGUUCUAACCCCCAAAAUAAGAUAAAGUAUCGCCUCCCCUGUACUAACCAUGGUGAGGCAAAGUAGCUAGGGUGCAAAUUGCAGGCCAUCAUAGAAGGGUUGGAGUGACUUGGAGUUGAUUUAGGAAGAGGCUUCCCAUCGUAAUAGUAGUAACUAUAUGAUGCUGGUCUGAAGAGAUUUCAUCACGGCCAAGCAAGCAAAUUAAACAAUUUGCAAGCAUGUCAUUCUUGAAGUUAGUGUUCAGAGGAAACAUCUCAUGGCCAGGCUAUUUAUUGAGCAAUUCUCCAAAGAAACUAACUGUGCGUAUUUUGACCAUUCUUUGCUUAAUUUGACAAGUGCAUGUAUUCCAAUAAAACAGAAGAGACGUAAUGAUGCAAAGGAAUUUAUCAAUGUGCAGCAUGAAUUUUGACCGAGGAAGUGGGAUAGUACCAAUAUGUAAAAAGCAUAUUUGCAACAAUAAAGGAGAUGUGUAUAGCUUAUUACUCCUAAGAUAAGCUAUUACUAGACGUUAGUUGUAAAUCAGGAUAUCCUUUUAAUGCAAGUUUUUUUUCUUUUUC